AUGGAAGACCUCCAACCACACUGCGAGCAUCUCGCCCACCCUCACUGGUUCCCCGUCACCCUCGCCAGCGUACUGGUGAUCGGUAUACUCAUCUCCUACCUUCCGCAACACUACAAGAUCUUCGCUCGACGCUCCUCCGAAGGCCUAUCGCCAUGGUGGGUGCUUCUCGGUGGCAUCAGUUCCAUCGCUGCUAUUGCGAACAUUCUUGUCCUACCCGCCAGUCGACGAGAUAUGAGCUGCUGCAAAGAGCUGGAAGGUGGAGCUUGUGCGGCUGCACUUCUGGGCGUGGCACAAAUCGGAGUACAGUUUACGUCCUUCAUGAUCAUUGUCUUGUUGUUCCUGGUCUUCUUCCCACGGAGUGAGGCCGAAGUGCAGGACCUCACCGCUUCGACUGCAUCAUUGACCCACAGCAACCCAGCGAAGCGAUCGGAUCAAUUGAUCGUCGGAGCUAGCAUCUUCGUCUCGCUCUUCGCCGUGCUGAUGGUCUCUCUGGUGCUGGUCUUCCGAAUUCCCAGCAAAACACAAAUCUGGGCGGACGCCUUGGGUACCGUCAGCGGUGUGCUGGCCGGUGUGCAGUACCUUCCACAAAUCUACUACACAUGGGUGCUGAAAGAUCUGAAGAGUCUGUCGAUGGGAACACUGGUCAUACAAGCACCGGGUGCUUUCCUUUUCGCCUUUUCGCUAUGGCAAAGAGUUGGUUGGGAGGGCUGGAGCACAUGGUUGGUUUACAUCGUGACGGGUGCCCUGCAAGUGGUAUUGCUCGUGAUGGCUGUCAGAUACUGGUCAAGGAGCAAGGAGGGAGAUGCCAGUAACUACGCCAGUGAGGAUGAGCAGGACAUCCCGAGUGAGAGAACGACACUUCUACCGAAAGCCUCCCGCAGGCGCAAUUCCUAG
Zymoseptoria tritici IPO323 is the source of this 894-nucleotide messenger RNA. RefSeq lists its product as uncharacterized. The transcript has a single exon. Bases 1 to 894 code for a protein of 297 amino acids. NCBI's taxonomy places the organism in Eukaryota, Fungi, Ascomycota, Dothideomycetes, Mycosphaerellales, Mycosphaerellaceae. The record is from RefSeq and is a predicted model, not a curated record.